Molecule: messenger RNA, 3463 nt
Organism: Blastomyces dermatitidis ER-3
Lineage: Eukaryota; Fungi; Ascomycota; Eurotiomycetes; Onygenales; Ajellomycetaceae
Exons: 5
Coding region: 35-3463 (1142 amino acids)
Biological process (GO): transmembrane transport
Cellular component (GO): membrane
Molecular function (GO): ABC-type transporter activity; ATP binding; ATP hydrolysis activity
Source: RefSeq, a predicted model, not a curated record
CCGGGAAUGCUGAUCAGGAAGGCCUGGUGAACUAAUGGCCCUCCUAAGUACCCGAUCCCGGCGGUCGCGGGAGGAUGGCAUGGAUACUUCUGAUUCUGAUACAUUGCCAGCGGAUAGCGAAUAUGAGAAGCGACUUGAGAGCCUCAAGAACACACAUUCCCAGGGGCUGUCACAUCCUCAGACUGGAGUCGAUGUUCGGCGUGCCGAAGAGGACUUCGCUCAGCUUAGCAAGCAGCUUUCGGUUGUCUCGCGUAACAGCAGACGCCACUUCCAUUUGGAAGAAAAACAAGGUCAGAAUGAUGUUGAAGGUCUAGCAGAUCUGAAGAACAAUGGGAUCUUCAAGCUGCCCUUCACAGGAACCAGGCCGCUGAAGUCGAGGCCGGAAUCAGGCCGAAGCGUCAUUUGGGAGGAUCUCACGGUGCGUGGUAUUGGAGGAGUCAAGAACAUUGUCAAAAUGUUUCCGGAUGCAAUUAUCGAUUUCUUCAAUGUUCCAGGAACCAUCAUGAGCAUUUUUGGCAUUGGCAAAAAGGGCACUGAAUAUGAGCUUUUGAAAAAUUUCAGGGGCGUGGUUAAGCCUGGUGAGAUGGUGUUGGUUCUCAGCAAGCCGUCGGCUGGCUGUAUGACAUUCCUUAAGACUUUCGCGAAACGGUUCAGGGGCGAGGCAGUAUAUAACCAGGAAGACGAUAUCCAUCACCCUACUCUCACUGUCGCUCAGACUCUUGGGUUUGCCCUAGAUACAAAGACUCCAGGCAAGCGGCCCAUUGGCAUGUCAAAGGUUGAAUUCAAGGAAAAGAUCAUCAACCUCCUGCUCAAAAUGUUCAAUAUUGAACACACUGCAAACACAAUCAUUGGCAACCAAUUCAUACGCGGCAUUUCUGGUGGUGAGCGGAAAUGUGUGAGCAUUGCGGAGAUGAUGAUCACUUCCGCCACUGUUCUUGCUUGGGAUAAUACUACUCAGGGUCUCGACGGGACAACCGCUUUGGAUUAUGCAAAAGCUAUUCAAAUCAUGACUAACAUUUACCAGACCACGACGUUCAUCUCACUUGCUCAGGCGUCAGAAAACAUCUAUAGCCAAUUCGAUAAGGUCAUGGUUCUAGAUGAAGGACACCAAGUCUUUUUUGGCCCCGCAUCUGAGGCCCGUCAAUAUUUUGAAGAUCUGGGCUUCAAAGAGAAGCCCCGCCAAACUACUCCUGACUAUUUGAUAAGCUGCACUGACCGCUUCGACAGAGAAUACAAGGAAGGCUGCAAUGAGGAAAAUAACCCGUCAACACCGCAGGCGCUUGCUGAGGCGUUCGAUAAGUCCAGAUUUAAUCAGCAACUGAAAGAUGAGAUGGCCGAAUAUCGCGCCAAUCUCGAAGUUGACAAGCACGUUUAUUCAGACUUUGAAAUCGCCAAUCGCGAAGCAAAGAGAAAGUUUACCCCAAAAUCUUCGGUUUACUGUAUCCCUUUCUAUCUCCAGGUCUGGGCUCUCAUGCGUCGUCAAUUCCUCAUUAAAUGGCAGGACAAAUUUGCGCUGACCGUUGCUUGGAUAACUUCAAUUACUAUUGCUAUGGUUCUCGGUACCGUUUGGCUGAAACUACCAAAAACCAGUGCUGGCGCUUUCACUCAGGGUGGCUUGCUUUUCAUAUCUUUGCUCUUCAACGCUUUCCAGGCAUUUUCAGAACUGGCUUCAACCAUGAUAGGACGCCCCAUUGUGAACAGGCAUAGAGUCUUCAGCUUCCACAGGCCCAGCGCUCUGUGGAUUGCUCAAAUCAGCAUAGACCUAGCGUUUUCAUCCGCGCAGAUCUUGGUUUUCAGUAUCAUUGUGUAUUUCAUGUGCAGCUUGGCAUUGGAUGCGGGUGCAUUUUUUACAUUCGUCAUCGUCAUCAUCCUUGGAUAUCUUGCAAUGACCCUAUUCUUUAGAACUGUCGGUUGCAUAUGCCCUGAUUUCGACUAUGCAAUGAAAGGCGUUUCGAUUAUUCUCACAUUGCUUGUUUUGACAGCUGGAUAUCUUAUUCAGUGGCAGAGCAGUCAAGCUUGGCUCCGGUGGAUCUUUUACAUCAAUGCUCUUGGGCUGGGAUUCGCAGAAACUCUUAUUCCAGCAGGGCCAGGCUAUAGCAACAUUGCACAUCAAGCCUGUACCCUUCCUGGUUCUGAGUCUGGAUCCAGGAUAAUAUCCGGAACAGAUUACCUGAAUGUUGAAUUUAGCUACGAUGUCAAAGAUAUGUGGAGAAAUUUUGGUAUUAUCAUCAUCCUUAUUCUUGCCUUCCUCUUCACGAACUCAUUCCUAGGCGAGACUGUCAACUGGGGAGCGGGGGGUAAGACCAUCACCUAUUUUGCAAAAGAAACUCCUGAAUUGAAAAGGUUGAACGAAGAUCUCAUGAAGAAAAAGAAAAAGCGGCAGAACAAGGAAGUCGAUGAGACAGAGAGUGAGCUUAAGAUCGAAUCCAAGGCUGUUCUGUCAUGGGAAAACCUGAACUAUGAUGUUCCAAUUCAAGGUGGUACAAUCCGCUUAGUUUGCUAUGAUUUUGGAUAUGUCCGGCCGGGAACGCUCACAGCCUUGAUGGGCGCAAGUGGCGCUGGCAAAACAACAUUGCUUGAUGUUUUGGCUGCUCGUAAAAACAUCGGAGUCAUCAGUGGAGAUGUUUUGAUCAAUGGUCGCCCCCCAGGCACAUCGUUCCAGCGUGGCACAGCGUAUGCGGAGCAACUUGAUGUGCACGAACCCACACAGACUGUCCGGGAGGCUCUUCAAUUUUCAGCUCUGCUUCGCCAACCAUACGAGACCCCGGAGACUGAGAAGUUUGGGUAUGUGGAAGAAAUCCUAUCACUGCUUGAGCUGGAAACCCUUGCAGAUGCGAUCAUCGGCGAUCCAGAAACGGGACUCUCAGUCGAGGAGCGGAAGCGUGUCAUCAUUGGAGUGGAACUUGCAGCGAAGCCAGAGCUUCUGCUUUUCCUUGAUGAGCCGACAUUCAAUGUUGUCCGCUUCCUGCGCAAACUCGCUGACGCUGGCCAGGCUAUUCUGUGCACCAUUCACCAGCCUAACUCUGCGAUCUUUGAAACUUUCGAUCGCCUGCACCUCCUUCAAAAAGGCGGAGAGUGUGUUUACUUCAGAGACAUUGGCAAGGAUGCACAUGUUCUUUUGGAUUACUUCCGACGGAACGGGGCUGACUGCCCCCUCAAUGCUAACACUGCAGAAUGGAUGCUCAAUAUGAUUGGAGCUGGACAGUCACCACACGUAGAACCCCGGGAUUGGGGUGAUAUCUGGCGUGACUCUCAUGAACUAGUCAAGGUUAAAGAAGAGAUCGCCACUAUGAAAGCAGAGCGAAUACAGUCGGUUCAGGAUGAGACAGCGGAAUUAGAAAAAGAAUAUGCCACUCCCCUACUGCACCAGAUCAAGGUCGUCCUCAAACGAACCAACUUGUCCUUUUGGCGAUCACCCAAUUACGGAUUUACGCGUCUGUUUAGCCAUGCAGCUUUGGCAUAG